AUGGAUGUGGCAGCGAUCUGCUCGUUGCUGUGUGUUUUCGUAGCUUUAAAUGUGUCUCUCGUAGCUGCUCAAAAUGACCAACACAAUGUGAGCUGCGAGGAUCUGCUGCCUGGGCAGUUUCAGUGCUUGCCGCCCAUGAUUGACUCUAAAACUCAAGCUGCUGAAGGCUGCACUAAGGAGCGUAAUGUGCUAGUACCAUGCUUUCCAUCACCCAGGACCUAUUGUAAUGGUCGCUUGUUUGACGGCAAUGAAACGAGAGAAGAAGCCGGCUUCUUCCGCAAUGUUUCGUGCCGACAUGUCGGCGGUAAAAGCUACAAGACCGCAGUGGGCCUGACAUUCCUGGGUAUGUUUGGCGUGGACCGGAUGUACCUCGGCUAUCCAGCACUUGGCCUCCUGAAGAUGUGCACAUUUGGAUUCUUUAUGCUUGGCCAGCUGGUGGAUAUGGUGCUUAUAGCAGCACAGGUUGUGGGCCCAGCCGACGGUUCAGACUACUACAUCGACUUCUACGGUCCGGUCACAACUAAUUUACGGCACAACGCUGAGACAUAUCCACACAUGACAUGA
This is a messenger RNA of Sycon ciliatum, 564 nucleotides long. RefSeq names its product TM2 domain-containing protein 1-like. The transcript has a single exon. NCBI's taxonomy places the organism in Eukaryota, Metazoa, Porifera, Calcarea, Leucosolenida, Sycettidae. The record is from RefSeq and is a predicted model, not a curated record. Bases 1 to 564 code for a protein of 187 amino acids.